AUGCGGGUGAAACUAAGGAGAAUUAAAGAUAGUUUCCAGCUGAAAAAGUUUGGAAGCCCCCUUAGCGAAACAUGUGCAGAAGAGAUUAUCGAAACACCUGAAAAAGAAUCAAACAAGACCGAACGUAUUAAAGAUGUACGCUUACCCACCUCAAUUAUACCCAUUGUGUACGAUGUGGAACUUCAGCCUUACAUCUAUGAAGGACCACCUGAGAAUUUCACUUUCGAUGGUUACGUUAAUAUUAACAUGAAGUGCUUGACUAACUGCACCAACAUCACUUUGCACAGUCACUUGUUAAAUAUCAACGAAAGCUCGGUAGAUUUAUCAUCAACAAAUAAUGCCAACGUACCGCAGGUCAAAGGCUUGGUCUUUGACAAAAAACGUCAGUUCCUCAUCUUUAAUCUCAGUGAGCCCUUGGAAAAUGGGCAGGAAUACAAUAUACGAAUGAAUUUCACAGGGAAGCUUCGAGAUGAUUUAAAUGGACUUUAUCGAAGUUCGUAUAAGCGAGGAAAUAAAACUAUAUAUAUAGCAACAACACAGUUCCAAGCUACAUUCGCCAGACAAGCUUUUCCAUGUUUUGAUGAACCUGCAAUCAAAGCCAAAUUUCGAGUGAUUCUAGUAAGGAAAGCACCAAUGAUCUCACUGUCCAAUAUGCCAAUAAUCCGUCAAGAUAAGAGAGACAAUGAUUUUAUCGCUGACGUUUAUAACAUCACAUCAAAGAUGUCUACAUACCUGUUGGCCUUUAUUGUGUGUGAUUUCAGUUCGCUGGAAAACAAAACUAAAACUGGAGUCCAGUAUCGCGUGUGGGCCAGACCAGAAGCAAUCGACCAGGCCAGACUUGCCCUAGAUAUUGGCAUUAAGGUCUUGGAAUACUUUGAAGACUAUUUUGGAGUACCGUUCCCUCUUCCAAAACAAGACAUGAUUGCAAUUCCUGAUUUUGCUGCCGGUGCCAUGGAGAACUGGGGUUUGAUAACCUAUAGAGAAACGGCUAUGCUUUACGAUCCGGAGGCAUCCUCUAUCAUGAACAAGCAAAGGGUUGCUGUUGUCGUUUCACAUGAACUUGCUCAUCAGUGGUUUGGUAACCUGGUGACCCCUCGUUGGUGGGAUGAUCUUUGGCUUAACGAAGGAUUUGCCAGUUAUGUGGAAUAUAUGGGAGUCAACUUUGUCUAUCCCAAAUGGAAGAUGUUCCAACAAUUUAUUUUCAAUGAACUGCAAGGUGUCAUGGAGACAGAUGGCUUAGCUUCAUCUCAUCCAGUCUACGAAACUGUGAAUAACCCAGAUGAAAUACAAGAAAUAUUCGACAGUAUAUCUUAUGCAAAAGGUGCCUCCGUCAUACGUAUGAUGAAGUUUUUCUUGGGAGAAGAGACUUUCAGAAAAGGGCUCAGGGCGCAGAUAUGGCUGUGUGGUAAUUUUGCCUUUACCGUUCAAUUUUGUAGAUACAAAUGGCAAAUUCCUUUCGUGUACACAACAUCUAAAGAAUGGAAAUUCAAUAAGACAGCCACUGAUGUUAUAUGGAUAGAUGACAGAGUCGAACAGCCAACCAUAAUAGACAAAACACUUCCUAAGAUGUCAGAUAAGAAAGCCUGGAUUAUUGGAAACUGUAAACAAUAUGGCUACUACCGUAUGAACUAUGAUAUAGAUAAUUGGGAGGCUUUAAUAGAACAGCUGAACACUGACCAUAAGGUAAUUGAUGUAAUCAACCGUGCACAAAUAAUCGAUGACACCUGGAGUCUGGCCAAGGCUGAUAUGUUGGACAUAAAAAUCGCUCUAGGAACGCUGGAAUAUCUCAGUAAGGAAGAGGAGCUUGUACCAUGGGUUGCUGCUACGUCACACUUAUAUUACAUAAGAACAGUUCUAACGCGUACUGGAGCCUACAGAGACCUGGCGUUAUUCAUACAGAGAUUGGUAACGGGACAUUAUCAUCGCAUUGGCUGGGAUAAUUCAGGCACCGAACACACUGAAACAAUUAUGCGUACAAUGAUUAUUAGAUUAGCUUGCCACUACAAUGUGAAAGGCUGUGCUGAAGAAGCUACUCGACAAUUUCAUUUGUGGAUGGAGAGACCCGACCGCAAUCGAAUCGAUCCGAAUCUUCGGUUAAUUGUCUACUGCAAUGCCCUACGUAAAGGAGGCGCUCAAGAAUGGGACUUUGCCUAUGAACAGUAUAAGAAGUCCAAUAUGGCUAGCGAGAAAGAUCGUUUACUUCGAGCAAUGUCUUGUUCGCAGGAACCGUGGAUAUUAAGCAGGUUUUUAGAAAGAACAUUAGAUUCCAAAGAAAUACGAAGACAGGACGCUGUGGCUCCGUUCAUUUACGUAUCAAGAAAUUCGAUUGGUCAGUUAUUGGCUUGGGACUUCGUUCAAUCUAGAUUGGGAUCAAAUAAGUCAAGCCAUGAAAACUUAUUCCCGGUUUCUUAUCUCUUCCCUCUUGUGACAUAUUCCUUUAACACGGAACAUCAACUGAAGCAGCUGGAGGCAUUCGUGGCUUCACAAGGGGACUUGGGGUCAUCAAAAAGAGCCUAUCAGCAAGCAAUAGAAGAAACUAAAACCAACAUCAAGUGGAUGAAGAAGAACUUUAAGCCAGUAAAAGAAUGGUUGAAGAACACAAAUACCAGAAAAAUAAAACAGUCCGUUGAUGUGAGGUUACCCAAGUCCCUUGUUCCCCAGGUGUACAAUCUGGAAAUGAAGCCAAACAUUUACUCUGGUAAUCCUUCAAACUUCACAUUCAAAGGGAAGGUUGACAUCCGAUUCUUAUGCCAGAAUUCAACUAGCAACGUCACCUUACAUAUCGUCAAACUGGAAAUCUUCGACAAUAUCAUUGUGAAAGAACUGGGGAGAAACAAAGCUAUUACAGUGAGAAACUUCGAAGAAAACAAAGAGAAAGAAUUCCUCGUUGUUUACCUAAAUGAAGAGUUGGAGGCUGGACAUCGUUAUAAAAUAGUGAUACAAUUCAAAGGGUCACUCCUUCCCGAUCUCAAGGGAUUUUAUUUCAGUUCAUAUGAAUAUAAUAACGAAACAAUAUAUCUUGCCACUACGCAGUUCCAGCCAACCAAUGCUCGAAAAGCUUUCCCAUGUUUUGAUGAACCAGCACUGAGGGCCAAAUUCAACGUUGUGUUGAUCCGUAAGAAAAAUAUGACUGCACUCUCAAAUCAACAACUACUACGUACGGAACCACGAGAAAACGGUUAUGUAGCUGACUACUUUGACACAACUCCUGAGAUGUCAACAUAUUUGUUAGCGUUCGUCGUGAGUGACUUCAGCAACAUAACAAAACAGGCUGGCAAUAUCACUUUCAGCGUAUGGGCACGGAGAAAUGCCAUUAAGCAAGCAGAAUAUGCUCUUGAAGUUGGUGUGAAAAUUAUACAGUUCUUUGAAAAAUACUUUCAGAUACCGUUUCCAUUGCCAAAGCUAGAUAUGCUUGCAGUUCCUGAUUUUCUAAUUGGCGGUAUGGAGAACUGGGGCCUUAUUAUAUACAAAGAAACUGUGAUGCUUACUGAUGAAACUUCGGCUUCGCUUGACAAGACGCAGUUAGUUACUACUAUUGUAUGCCAUGAAAUAGCUCAUCAGUGGUUUGGUAAUUUGGUAAUUCAAUGGUGGGACGAUUUGUGGCUAAAUGAAGGUUUCGCCACUUAUAUGGAGAUUGUCGGAAUUAACUUCAUCAACCCGGAAUGGAAUAUGGAUAUUAAAUUCUCUCGAGGAGUUGACGCCGCUUUGAGUAGUGAUGACACCACCAGUUCACAUCCGAUUUAUGUACCUGUUGCUCAUCCAGGCGAAAUUAUGAAGAUCUUUGAUAUAAUAUCAUAUCUAAAGGGUGCCGCAGUCAUUCGAAUGAUGGAGUUUUUCUUGGGUAGGGAGACCUUCGAAAAAGGUAUAAAUGAAUACUUGAAGACCAACUCUUUCAGCACCGUAUUCCAUGACGAUUUGUGGAAUUCUUUGUCACAGGCAUGGAAUGGUCGGGAUGUAAAAUACAUCAUGGAUACAUGGACAUUACAGAUGAAUUAUCCCCUUUUAACUGUCACCUGGAAAGGAAACGAACUCACGGUGAAGCAGAAACGCUAUCUUAAAAAUGACGAUGAAUCUACUGAAUCCAAAUACAAAUCACCAUUCAAUUACAAGUGGGAGGUUCCAUUUACAUUUACCACCAGUAGAGAGAAGAAUUUCAAUAAGACUAACAAAGAUAUACAUUGGAUUCACAAAAACGAAUCAGAAGUCCAAAUUUCCUCAUCUGUGCUACCUAGGAAACAUAAUUCAACAGACUGGGUUAUUGGUAAUAUAAGGCUUUUAAAUUAUUAUCGAGUGACCUAUGACGACGAUAAUUGGAUGGCAAUUAUUGAGCAACUGAAGAGAGAUCACACAAUCAUUCAUAUAUCCAACCGUAUCCAGAUAUUUUGGGAUUCAUGGGCCUUAGCAAAUUCCGGACACCUCGAUAUACUUAUAGCUCUUCGUACACUGGAAUAUCUGAAAAAGGAGAAAUCUUACGUAGUGUGGUCAACAGCUGAAAGUGGAUUAUCACAGGUGAAAACAAUGCUAUACAAGACACCAAGAUAUGGUGAUUUCCAGAGAUUUAUUCGGAACCUUGUAAAGGAUUUAUACAAAGACCUUGGCUGGAAUAAUACACAUAGCAAUAACAUUAAUCGUGACCAGUCACUUCGCUUACUCAUCGUCCUCAUGGCUUGUGAUAAUGAGCUAAAGGAAUGUAAAGAUGCAGCUCUAGCCUAUUUUCGACAAUGGGUAGAUACAGGAAACACAGGCUUGGACACUGAACUGAAUUCUAUAAUUUACUGCAUCGGUGUCCGUUAUGGAGAUGAAGAUGAAUGGAAUUUUGUUUAUAACAAAUACAAAACAUCUACAGUGGUCAUUGAAAAAACACCAAUCUUAAAUGCACUUUCCUGUACCAGACAUCCAUGGCUACUCAACAAGUAUUUGAAAAUCGCAAUGAAUCCAGACAAAAUUCGUUACCAAGAUGUCGGCACUGUUUUAAAUGAUAUAUCAAGGAAUCCUAUUGGAGAAAAGAUUGUCUGGGAUUUUAUUCGAUCGAACUGGGAUGAACUUGCUACAAAGUUUGCAGAUCAAAACUUGCCCUGGUCUACAUUUCGUAGAAUAGCAAGAGAGUUUAAUGAUGAAUUUGGAUUAAAAGAGGUGAAAUAUUGGAUGACAAAAGAUCAAUAUGUCAAUAAAUACAGAGAACAGUAUGAAGAAGUUAUUUCAUACAUUAAAUCGAACAUUAAAUUGAUGGAUAAGAACUAUAAGAGAGUAUCUGAUUGGUUGGACCAGCAGGCAAUAUAAACGUGCCAUAGUGAUUGGUCAAUUACACAAACAGACCAUGAAAUCACUGAAAAGAAAAUUCUAUAAUAACAUAUCAACAAUAAUAAUUAUCAAACAAAAAAAAAAGAGGAAAACAUUGUGGUCAAUUUUUACAAUUAUUAUUUUUUUGUUGCAUUAUAUACUUUAUUAUAAUCUUGCAUUUCUUUUUUUUUUUUUUUUCCUGUCACAAUUUCGAAAAAUUAUGUGAGAAAAUAUUUUCUAAGAUGCUUCCUGUAAAAAAAAAAAAAAAUCCAAUCAUUUAAUGGUUUCAAUAACUAUUUGGAAUAUGAUGUUGGUCUCGAGAGAAGAACUUGUAAAUUUACCAUAGGAAUCAUC
Molecule: messenger RNA, 5634 nt
Organism: Octopus sinensis (East Asian common octopus)
Lineage: Eukaryota; Metazoa; Mollusca; Cephalopoda; Octopoda; Octopodidae
Product: aminopeptidase N-like
Biological process (GO): proteolysis; peptide catabolic process
Cellular component (GO): cytoplasm
Molecular function (GO): peptide binding; metalloaminopeptidase activity; zinc ion binding
Source: RefSeq, a predicted model, not a curated record